Dibothriocephalus latus is the source of this 1056-nucleotide messenger RNA. The record is from the annotation of a GenBank genome assembly. Lineage: Eukaryota; Metazoa; Platyhelminthes; Cestoda; Diphyllobothriidea; Diphyllobothriidae.
AUGGGGGCAACUGUCAGCAAUCUCGCUGAUCUCUCAACUAACCCCUUCCUGAUAAAAUUAGUGGGCCAAGAGAGUAUCCAAGUAAAUAAUGAGUAUUGGACUAAUUUCCUCUCGUUCGACUUUCCUACGCCCUUAACUAAUGACGUGAAUGAUUUCAAAAUGGCUAGAAAUGCCCUGUUGGUGAUUCGUCUUUUUAGCAAGUUCAUUGUGGAAAAUCCAACUAAUCAUGGAAUAGAGCUUCAUUUCGCGGAGCCCGCCGUCAGUUCCGAGUACUUUGUCCAUCUGUUGUUUCGUUUAAUAAUAGAUGUAACACCAAACAAUGAAAGUUAUGCCUUGCUAUAUGAAGUCGUCUGCACCAUGUUGGUCUUCCUCUCGGCCCAGGUCUCAAGAUACGGGGCCGACGAAGUUCCCGUUAGCUGUGGAUACUUUAUCUUCAAAAAGUGCCUGGCGGACGCUCCUUCACUAGUACGGCAACUUCUCAUCUUUGUGUACGAGAAUAUGCCUUGUCCUCCGAGCAUGCUCGAAUCUUCCAAUCAGUCUGGAAUUCUGUGGAAUGCAGCAUCAACACUUGCAAGCGGUCUCCUCUCGGUCCUUACUCUUGGCUUUGCCCGUCGACAGAGUAAACCGGUGCCGCCAGACGACAGUCAGGCGGACGCACCCUUCCUGAAUCCUCUGGCCAAACAGAGCUGCUUCCUUCUCCUUGUACUUACAAUACAAUCGAACGGCUUUACACAGGCCGCGGAUGACUCGGAGACAAUUGCGGACGAACGGGGCUCCAGGAGCAUUUUCAGGAUUCUGGGCAACAAUCCCUAUAGGACGGCUCUUUUCACCCUGGCUUCGGAUGAGCCGGCCUCCCUCGCAGCGCCUGGAUCUAGUCAAUCUCCCAAGAAAGACCAGGCCUCCGAGCCUGCUUUGACAGUCAACUUUGAAGCCAUCUGCGACACCCUCGCUCUCACGAUAGAAUCUGAUUCCUCAGUUCUAUUGCUUUACCUAUUGCUCCACCGCAAUGACGUCUUUCGCGCUCGCAUCAUGGAAAAAAGGUCUUAUGAAAAAUUC